Arachis duranensis is the source of this 1782-nucleotide messenger RNA. RefSeq names its product putative pentatricopeptide repeat-containing protein At5g65820. Gene Ontology annotation, molecular function: protein binding. The transcript has 4 exons. NCBI's taxonomy places the organism in Eukaryota, Viridiplantae, Streptophyta, Magnoliopsida, Fabales, Fabaceae. The record is from RefSeq and is a predicted model, not a curated record. The coding region runs from base 1 to 1782 and encodes 593 amino acids.
AUGAACCCACCCCAUCUCCCAGCUCUUCUCUCCCUCUCACUUUUGGAAACGGCACACCACACACGGAGGCACAGCACUAGCAACUCACAUCGGUUCACUGCCACUGGACGCUUGCCGCCGUCGCCGUGCCUCUCGCUGGGUUCUCUGAAUCGUGUGCUUGCGAGUCGUAUCUCGUCCCUCUUCUCCGUCUGUGCUGUGUGCUUGGCCCUCGUGUCUCGCCGCGCCUCCGCCGGUGAGUGCUCGAUCUGGGCUUCCAAUAGCUAUGUAGCGUGUCGCCAAUGUCCGUGUCAGAGCACCGAACGCCUGGUGUGCUCCACUGCUCGCGUCUUGCCUCUCUUCCUGCAGUCGUGCUUCCUAGUGAAUGCUCCGUCUCGCGCGCUGCGCCUCCGUCCCUCCCUUUACUCUAUUUCGUGGUUGUUGAUUCUUGAACUGCUUCUCAUCGUCCACCUUCUACCUCUGCAACAACAGAUUAGUAUUUGCAGUGGCGGGACAUGGGAUGCAGAGAAACUUGCGGAUGAGCUCUGGUUCCAGCUGAACACACUGAGGGUGACUCCCACAAAAUUAGUCAUUGGACAUGAAAACACACUAUCCCAGCUGUUUUCUACUAGUUUUGAGGUGUAUUCACCACCACUCAAUCAUAAGUCCUCAGUAUUUGAUAAUAGUAGCAGCUGCAUCAGUAGUGCCACGACAAAAAACAAUUUUGGCCUUAUUCGUCUUCAAUGUAGUCCAGAAAAGGAUGUAAAUGACCAAAGCUACGAUGUGUUUGCUUCUUAUGUGGAAAAUUUUUAUAGAAUAUUGAGAAAAUACCAUUCUAGGGUUCCCAAAUUGGAGCUUACUUUGAAAGAAUCUGGAAUCUUGAAUCGACGCAGCGAUGCCGGAAAUUUGGCGUAUAGAUUCUAUGCAUGGGCUUCUAAGCAGUCCGAUUAUCAACACAGUCAAGAAGUUUACAAAGCUAUGAUUAAGGUUUUGGGCAAAAUACAGCAAUUUGGAGCUGUUUGGGCACUAAUUGAGGAAAUGAGGCAAGAGAAUCCUAUGUUAAUUUCUCCACAAAUGUUUGUUAUUCUGAUGAGGAAGUUUGCUUCUACAAGGAUGGUUCAGAAGGCCAUUGAAGUAUUAGAUGAAAUGCCCAAUUACAGAUAUGAGCCUGAUGAAUAUAUUUUCAGGUGUUUGUUGGAUGUAUUGUGCAAGAAUGGUUGCAUUAAGGAAGCCGCUUCGCUUUUUGAGGACAUGAGAUAUCGAUUUCCUCCAACCAUAAAAAAUUUCACUUUCUUGUUGUACGGUUGGUGUAGAGAAGGGAAACUUGUGGAAGCAAAACAUGUGUUGGUGCAGAUGAAGGAUGCAGGCAUUGAACCGGAUAUCGUUGUUUAUAACAAUUUGCUUAGUGGUUAUGCUCUAGCUGCGAAAAUGGAAGAUGCUUAUGAUCUUUUGAAGGAUAUGAGAAGGAUAGGUUGUGGACCGAAUACAACCUCGUACACAAUUUUGAUCCAGUCACUAUGCAAACAUGAAAAAUUGGAGGACGGAAUGCGCCGGUUUUGCAAGUGGGAAAAGGUUGAAAGAGGUUAUGAGCUUUUGGAUCGAAUGAUACAACAAGGCAUUGUGCCAAAUCAGCUGACUUAUCAUCAUCUCAUGUUGGCCCAUGAAAAGAAGGAAAAACUGGAGGAGUGUAUGGAACUGGUGAAUGAGAUGCACAAGAUUGGUUCCACUCCUGACCUUAACAUCUACAAUACGGUUAUUAGGUUGGCUUGCAAGUUGGGAGAGAUCAAGGAAGGUGUUCGGCUUUAG